Petromyzon marinus (sea lamprey) is the source of this 4722-nucleotide messenger RNA. The record is from RefSeq and is a predicted model, not a curated record. NCBI's taxonomy places the organism in Eukaryota, Metazoa, Chordata, Hyperoartia, Petromyzontiformes, Petromyzontidae.
GUGAUGGGGUGAUGUUGUUGAUGUGGUGAUGUUAGUGAUGAUGUUGAUGUGAUGGUGAUGUUGGUGAUGAUGGUGAUGUUGAUGUGAUGGUGAUGAUGCUGGUGAUGUUGGUGAUGUUGGAGUUGUAGAGGCCGCCUUUGUGUGAGGAGCGACGGCCGCUGGGGGAAGGUGUCUCCUCUUCGCAGCGAGGCUGCGGUGCUGCCGGCGACGGCCCCGGCGGCGGCGGCGGCGGCGUGCACCCGGCGGUCAGCGGGAGGCGAGAGAAUCGCCGGCACGGCCCCCACACCACCACCACCACAACCACAACCACCGCCACAACCACCACCACAAUCACCGAGAGAGGACCCCCUCGGAAUCAUGGCGAGCAGCCUGCUGCAGGGCAAGGCCUUCUACUGCCGCGACUGGGCCUUCCAGAAGCUGCAGCACUACCUGGACGGCCGCGGCCGCGGCGGCGACGGCGGCGGCGACGGCGACGCCGGCGGCGGCGGCGGCGGCGGCGCCGUCGCCGGGGCGCUGGUGCUCGGCGGGCCCGGCAGCGGCAAGACGGCGCUCUGCUCCGAGCUGGUGUGGCCCACGUCGGCCGCCGUGCGCCAGAGGGGCCUGCACGAGCGUGUGCUGGCCUACCACUUCUGUCAGGCGUGUUCGCUGCCCGCCUCCCGCGUCUCAGCGGGUCGCUUCGUGCGCUCCCUCGUGGCCCAGCUGAGCGUCGCCCCCGGGCCGCCGCCGCCGCCGCCGGCGCUGGCGGCGCCGGCGGCGCGGGCCGCCCUGCGGCCGGGGCAGGCCGAGCGCGACCCUGACGAGGCCUUCCGCAGGGGGGUGCUGCUGCCCCUGCUGAGCAUGGAGCCCCCACCCCACCCCCUGCUGCUCGUCGUGGACUCCGUGGACGAGGGGGGGAGCCUAGCGGCGAGCGCUCCCAUUGGCCGCAGCCGCGGCGUGGCCGAGCUGCUGGCCAAUCAGCAGGAGCUGCUGCCCCCGUGGCUGCUGCUGGUGAUCACGGCGCGCAAGCACAGCCGGCACGUCACACGCCUCUUCAGCGGCUUCCGCCGCCUCUGCCUGGACGACCUGCGCAAGGCGUGCGUGGUGAAGGACGUGCAGCGCUACAUCCUGUGCCGCCUCGACCGCGAGGAGGCCCUCCGGCGGCAGCUGACGCCCGACACGGCCGACGUGCUCAACCAGCUGCACAUCAAGAGCAACGGCUGCAUCCUGUACCUGGAGCGGGCGCUGGACGGGGCCGCCGGCGGGCUCGUCGCCCUCGCCGACGUCCGCGGCAUCCCCGGCACCCUCAACGGCCUCUACCUGUGGCUGUGCCAGCGGCUGUUCGCCCGCAAGCAGUUCGGGCGCGUCCAGCCGGCGCUCAACGCCGUGCUGGCCGCCGGCGGGCCGAUCGCCGAGGACGAGAUCUACGGCGCCGUGCGGACGCGCAACGCGGCGCUCACCCGGGACGAGUUCGCCCGGCGGACGCUGCCGGCGCUCGGCAGGGUGCUGGCGGACGCCGGCGCCGGCAAGAUCCUCUUCCACCGCAGCUUCGCCGAGUGGCUGCUCGACGUGAAGCACUGCACCCAGAAGUUCCUGUGCAGCGCCGCCGAGGGUCACGCCAUGCUCGCCGCCAGCCUGGCGCUGCGCGGUCGCCGCCUCUCGCCGGCGCGGACGCUGGACCUGGCGCACCACCUGGCGCGCGCCGGCCUGGGGCUCCGCGCGCACCACCUGGCGCUGUGGCUGGCGUGGAGCGGAGCGCCGGUGGGCGCGGCGCUGAGGCACGCCGAGGCCGGCGGCGGCGGCGGCGGCGGCGGCGGGUACGACGAGAACACGCUGCGGCUGCUGGCGGCCGCCGGCGGCCUCGGCGGGGACCCGGCGGGGGACGACGCCGCGGCCGCGGCCGCCGCCGCCGCCGACGACGUGGACCGGGCGGACGCCGAGGGCCGCACGCCGCUGGCCCGCGCGGCGCGCGCCGGCGACGCCGAAGCGGCCGCCCUCCUGCUGGCGCGGGGCGCCGACCCGGAGGCGGAGGACGCCGACGGGCGCGCGCCGCUGAACCUGGCGGCGCGGCAGGGCCACGCCCGCGCGGUCGCCCUGCUCCUGGCGCGGGGCGCCGACCCCGACCACGCCGACCGCGACGGCUGGACGCCGCUGCGCGCCGCCGCCCGGGGCGGCCACGGCGAGGCGGUGUCGGCGCUGCUGGCCGCCGGCGCCCGCGUGGACCGCGCCGACCGGCGCCGGCGGACGGCGCUGCGGGCGGCCGCGUGGGGCGGCCACGAGGCCGUGGCGCUGCGGCUGCUGGCGGCGGGCGCGGCGGCGGACCGGCCCGACGCGGAGGGGCGCACGCCGCUCAUCGCCGCGGCCUACAUGGGCCACGCCGACGUCGCCCGCCGGCUGCUGGACGCCGGCGCCCGCGUGGACCACCGCGACGCCGACGGGCGCACGGCGCUGGCCGUGGCGGCCCUCGGCGCGCCGGGCGGCGGCCACGCGGCCGCGGCGGCGCUCCUCCUGGAGCGGGGCGCCGACCCGGACCUGGCCGACCGCGACGGCGCCACGCCGCUGCUGGCGGCCGCCUCGGAGGGCCGCGCCGACGUCGCCGAGCUCCUGCUGGAGGCCGGCGCCGACCCGGACCUGGCCGACCGGCGCGGCGCCACGCCGCUGCUGGCGGCCGCGGCCGCGGGCCGGCCGGAGGCGGCGGCCGCCCUCCUGCUGUGGGGCGCCGCCGCCGACGCGGUGGACGCCGACGGCCGCACGGCCCUGGGCCUGGCGGCGGCCCGCGGCUGCGAGGGCUGCGUGGGCCUCCUGCUGCGUCGGGGCCUCGACGAGAGCCACCGGGACGACGCGGGGUGGACGCCGCUGCACCUCGCGGCGUUCCGGGGCCGGGCGGCGGUGUGCGAGGCCCUCGCCGGGCACGGGGCCCGCGUCGGCGAGGCGGACGACGACGGCCGCGUGCCGCUGGUGCUCGCCGCGCAGGAGGGCCACGAGCGCUGCGUGGAGGCCCUCCUGCGGCUGGGCUCGCCCGUCGACCGCCGGGGCUACGACGGGCGUAACGCGCUGCUGGCGGCCGCCCGCGAGGGCCACGCCGGCGUCGUCCGCCUGCUGCUGGGGCCCGCCGGCGGCGCCGACGCCGACUGCCGGGACGCCGACGGGCGCCCCGCCCUCUACGCCGUGGCGCUGGAGGGCCGCGCCGACGUGGCCCGGCUGCUGCUCGACGCCGGCGCCGACCCCGAGGCGGCCGACGCGGAGGGCCGCACGGCGCUGCACGCGGCCGCGUGGCGGGGCCACGUCGGGGCCGUGCGGGCCCUGCUCGAGGCCGGCGCCGACCCCGACUCGGAGGACGGCGAGCGGCGGACGCCGCUGCAGUCGGCCGCGUGGCGGGGCCGCGCCGGGGCCGUGCGGGCCCUGCUGGCCGGGGGCGCCCGGCCCGACCGCGCCUGCAACCAGGGCGCGACGGCGCUGUGCGUCGCGGCGCAGGAGGGCCACGCCGAGGCGGCGAGGGCGCUGCUGGAGGCCGGCGCCGACCCGGCGCACGCCGACCGCUUCGGGCGCACGCCGCUGCGCGUCGCCGCCCGGGGCGGCCACGCCGACAUCGUGCGCCUGCUGGAGGAGUUCGGCGCCGGUGGUGGGGGGGGGAGCGAGCAGCAGGAGCAGCAGCGGCGGCGGCAGCGGCGGCGGCCGCCGGACGCCCGCGGCGAGGCGCCGGGUUCCACGGUGACGUCCGCCGGAUCCGGUAGCGCCGGCGAGGGCGGCGCCUGCCGCCGGCGACAGCGCCGGCUGAGCGAGUCGUCGGAGUCGCCCGGCUCGACCGGCGACCGCCAGCGGUCCUCUCCGUCGAACCGCUCCCUGCAGAGCUCCAAGACCUCGUCGCUGCGCACCGCCACCUCCUCAUCGUCGUCGUCGGCAGCCACGGCGCAGACGGUGCCCUUCGACAGCCUCCAGCCCGGCGUAGCCGGCGCCGCCUGCGCCGGCUACGCCGCGCCGCCGCCGCCGCCGUCGCCGUCGGCGCUCAGCUUCACCGAGCAGAUCCAGCGGCACUCGCUACCGCGCAGCGGCGGCAGCAGCCGGGGCUCGUCGGCGCUGGCGUCGCCGGCCACGCCGGGCCGGGAGACGCCGGCGUGGCCGGCGCCGGCGGCGGCGCGGCGGGGCGCCCCGGCGGCGACGCCGGCGUCUCCCGGCGGGAGCAGCGCCUCGCCGGAGAGUCCGGUACGAGGCGCCGGCGACCGCCGCCACCGUCGGCGACGCGACCCGGCGUCGCCCACGGGCGGCACCGGCGCCGCCGGCGACGCCCGGCGGCCCUCCAGGACGAGCAGCGAGGACGCGGCGCCGGCGGUGUCUCCGCGGCGCCGGCUGCUCCUCGUCGCGCCGACGACCGCCGUCGGGACCGCCGCCGUCGCGGGCCGCGGCGACCCGGCGACGGCGGCGCCGUCUCCGCCGCCGGCGCCGCCGCCGGGAGCCGGGCACCAGCGGCGCUCGGAACCGCCGGGCGAAGAACGGCAACGGCAGCAGCAGCAGCAGCAGCAGCGGCAGAAGAAACGCAACGGCAUUGUCACGAACCCCAACUACGGCCUCAACCACGGCGCGCAGCAGCAGCAGCAGCAGCUAGCGGCGGCACCGGCGACGUUGCCGGCGUUGCCGACGUUGCCGGCGUGUCCCCGGCCCGCCGUGGAGCCGGUGCCGCUGGGCGCCAAGCAGGCGAUGAGGCUGCAGCUGGAGGGCGCCGCCCGCAAGAAGGAGACGCCGCUUUGA